Epinephelus lanceolatus (giant grouper) is the source of this 2225-nucleotide messenger RNA. RefSeq names its product keratin, type II cytoskeletal 8. Gene Ontology annotation, biological process: keratinization; intermediate filament organization. The record is from RefSeq and is a predicted model, not a curated record. Lineage: Eukaryota; Metazoa; Chordata; Actinopteri; Perciformes; Serranidae. Gene Ontology annotation, cellular component: keratin filament. Gene Ontology annotation, molecular function: structural constituent of skin epidermis.
CUCACCUGGUUCACCUCUCUUUGCAGUCGCUCAGUAGUUCUCUGCUCAGCCUGUUCUCUGCACGUCUUGCAUCCUCUCAUUAACCUGCAUUUCACUGUAAACAAUUUCUUCUUCUGCUCUUGUUUUACUAAUCACUUCCAAGUCUCUUCUUCUCCUUGCUGCCUGUUUUCCAUUUCAUCUAUCUCAGUCCUUCCACCACCUGCUCCUCUGCUUCCUUCAACCAUUCUCCAUCUUUUUGUCUCUCUCUACCAACUUCUCUGCAUCCCACCACUCCUCUGUCUCCACCAUGAGUCUGAGUCGUACCAAGCGAAUCAGCUCCAGUAGCUCCGUCCGGACCAGCAGUGGGUCAAGGAGGCUGAGUGGUUUCGGUCCUGGUCAGGGGGGUUUCAGCGGCAUCUCCCUGAGCAGCAGCUCUCUCUACACGAGUGCCAAUGGGCACCACCACGGCCUCGGUGCCCCGCUGGCCUCCCUGUCGGUCAACAAGAGCCUGCUGGCCCCCCUCAAUCUGGAGAUCGACCCGAGCCUGUCCAUGUGCCGAGCCCACGAAAAGGAGCAGAUCAAGAGCCUCAACAACCGCUUUGCAAGCUUCAUUGAUAAGGUACGUUACCUGGAGCAGCAGAACAAGAUGCUUCAGACCAAAAUGGAUCUGAUGCAGGGCCAGGUGGUGAGCCGGUCCAACGUGGAGCCCCUGUUCGAGGCCUACAUGGCGGGUCUGAGGCGCCAGAUGGACCUGGUCAACAAUGACAAGACCAAACUGGACGGGGAGCUGAGGAACAUGCAGGGCUUGGUGGAGGACUACAAACACAAAUACGAGGAAGAGAUUAACAAGAGAAACAACCUGGAGAACGACUUUGUUAUCCUGAAGAAGGAUGUAGACUCAGCCUACCUGGUAAAGGCUGACCUGGAGGAUAAAGUGGGAGCUCUGACUGAUGAAAUCAACUUCCUCCGCAAUGUCUAUGAGGAGGAGCUGCGUGAGCUGCAGGCGAGCAUCAAAGACACCUCGGUGGUGGUGCAGAUGGACAACAGUCGCAGCCUGAACAUGGAGCAGAUUGUAGCUGAGGUCAAAGCUCAGUACGAGGAGAUCGCAGCCCGCAGCAGAGAGGAGGCCGAGGAUUGGUACAAGAGCAAAUUUGACCAGAUGUCAGUGCAGGCGAGUCAGUAUGGAGACGAGCUCCGCAUCGUGAAGGGAGAGGUGGCUGAGGUCAACCGACUGAUCAGCCGGCUGCAGAGUGAGAUCGAGGCUGUCAAAGCUCAGCGUGGCAGCCUGGAGAACCAGCUGGCUGAGGCCGAGGAGCGUGGAGAACUGGCUGUGAAAGAAGCCAAAGCCCGGACCAGAGACCUGGAGGACGCUCUGCAGAGGGCCAAACAAGACAUGGCCAGACAGCUCAGAGAGUAUCAGGACCUGAUGAACCUGAAACUGGCUCUGGACAUUGAGAUUGCCACCUACAGGAAGCUGCUGGAGGGAGAGGAGGACAGACUUGGACAACAGACCGUCCUCAACAUCCAGUCCGUCUCCAGCUACAGUACUAAAAGUACUAAUGGCUACCACAGUAACAGCUGCUCUCCUGCUCCAAAACUUCUGAUAAAGACAACCGAGACCAGAGACAGCAGCCGAUACAGUACUCACUGAGACGACACACAAGACAUGCAUGCAGUGGUGGAACUGAACUAAGUAUAUUUACUCGAUUAAUGGACUUAAAAGGGAACAUCACCUAAAUGAAUAAUUCAAAUAUGUUAAAAUUUGAAUUUAAAUAUGUUAAAGUAAACCAGAGAAGGAAGUCUCAAACUUGCGAUGUCAUAAUGGAUAAAGUCUUGAGCUGCUCCAAAGACAAUGCAUGGCAGCCUGAUUUUAAGAACCCCCAAAAUGUUUUUUUGUUUUGUUUUUAUACUCAAAUGAGCUUUAUUCUAAUGUAGUUGUAGGAGCUAAGUCUACUACUUGCUGCUACUGAGAUAUUUAACCUGACCUGGCUGACACGCUUGCUUCAGUUGAUGCCUCUGUUUCCUGACCUGCAGGCUCCAGUUGCAGAAAAAUCAUCCUAUUUAUUCAUACCAGCAUGCAAUUUGAGGCAUGGUAUCAAAGCAGGCAAUUUCUUUAUUUUCAUCAAAAACUGAACACACAACUGUCGAGCAAUCUUCCAUCAAAAACUGACUUUACACCUGAUGACAUCACAAAUUUGAGUUUUAGCACUCUAGUUUUUUGGAUUUGGGAGAGAGCUCUUUUUAAU